This is a messenger RNA of Phragmites australis (common reed), 2883 nucleotides long. Its product is annotated as DEAD-box ATP-dependent RNA helicase 48-like. Lineage: Eukaryota; Viridiplantae; Streptophyta; Magnoliopsida; Poales; Poaceae. The transcript is spliced from 10 exons. The record is from RefSeq and is a predicted model, not a curated record. The coding region runs from base 150 to 2606 and encodes 818 amino acids. Gene Ontology annotation, molecular function: nucleic acid binding; ATP binding; RNA helicase activity.
CCUACAGGAGCUGAGUCCGUAAGCCGCACACGGAGGCGGAAACUUCCACUCUGGAAGGCGGAAGCUGUGAUUUUGCUUUCGCCGUCAAAACCCAGAGCAGCGAUCGCGAUAAACCCUACACGCCGCCGCCUUCUCUUCUCCCGCCGGCAAUGGGGGGCGGGCCACGCACGUUCCCGGGCGGGCUGUCCAAGUGGCAGUACAAGCGCAUGCACGAGAAGCUGGCGCGGCAGAAGCAGCGCGGCCUCCUCCACCACGAGAAGCAGCUCUACCUCGCCCGCCUACGCUCCGAGAUCCGGGCCUCGCGCCUCCCCGGCACCGACCCGACCGCUCCCCCGGGUGAGGGGCCCACCUCGUCGCGCGCCCACAUCCGCGCCCUCGCCGACCGCUUCCGCAAGCCCGGCGCCGAGGACCUCUGGAACGAGGACGACGGGCCUCUCCGCCGAGCCAAGCGGCCGCCGACUAGGAUCACUUCGGGUGACCGGCGGCAGCAUUUGGACUCAGGGAAGCCCCGGGGAGAGGGGAACUGGAAGGAUUGGGAUGAGCUGGCUCUAGAGCAACCGAGGGCUCGGAGGGAGGUUGGAGCCGGCGGAAAGGGGCCAAGCUUGGCCGCGUUCAAUCCGAGGAGAGAGUACCGGACUGUGGCGCCCUGGUGGUCGCACUGGAGUUCGGCAUCUCUCAGUUUAUUUGGUCCGGAGAGGUGUUACUCGGCGAUGUCUCCAUGCUCGGCGAGUUGGCAGUCGGGUGCUGCGCUGAUGCCAUUGGGUGCUAGAGGACUUGCUGAGGUUGGGAAUAGAUGGGAGGAACCAGCAAUGGCUCUGUUUAAUCAGGAGAGGUUGUACUCGGUUGCGAGGCGAUUCGGCAGGAAAUGGAGGCCGGAUUCAUCGGAUGAGGAUGAGGAGGGCACAUCUACUGCAAAGAGGGAUCUUAAGUUCGGAAAGUUUGGAGCUUCAAGUGAAGAGGAUUCAGAUAGUGAUGAAUUGAGGGAGACAAGUGCCAUCAGGAGGAGAUGGAGCAGUGCUGCUCUGAGGAACUGCGAUAUGAAGAAGGAAAGGCGGGUGCUCAAGUCUUAUGAGGAGGAAAACAGUGAUCUCGCUGGUAGAAUCCGAGAGCUGCGAGAGGAGAUAAAAAACAGGGAGGUUUUGGGUACUGAUAGGAGGCGUUACGAGACGAGGGGUGAAUCUUUGCUUACCAAUAAAAGAUUUAAUGAGUGUGGUAUCUCCCCUCUGACAGUCAAAGCGCUUACUAAUGCUGGAUAUGUACAAACAACUGUGGUGCAAGAGGCAGCUCUUCCUAUAUGUCUUGAAGGUAAAGAUGUUCUAGUCAAGGCCAAAACUGGAACUGGCAAAAGUGCAGCUUUUCUGCUUCCUGCAAUUGAAUCAGUCUUGAAUGCUAUGAAGAGCAAUACAAAUCAUCGAGUGUCUCCAAUAUUUGCUCUUGUCCUCUGCCCUACAAGAGAGCUUGCCAUCCAGCUUACAGCUGAGGCAAAUGUCUUGUUGAAGUACCAUGAAGGAAUUGGUGUUCAAUCUCUUAUUGGUGGUACUAGAUUCAAGCUUGAUCAGAGACGUUUAGAGUCUGAUCCAUGCCAGAUUUUAAUCGCAACACCAGGCAGACUGCUGGAUCACAUUGAAAACAAAUCAUCAUUCUCUGUCCGCUUGAUGGGAUUGAAAUUGCUUGUGUUGGAUGAAGCUGAUCAUUUGCUAGAUUUGGGUUUUCGUAAAGACAUAGAAAAGAUUGUUGAUAGCUUGCCACGUCAAAGACAAACAUUGCUAUUUUCAGCCACCAUUCCAAAAGAGGUUCGAAGGGUUUCACAGCUAGUUUUAAAGAGGGAUCAUGUUUUUGUUGAUACAGUGGGCCUGGGAGCUGUUGAAACUCCAACUAAGGUUCAGCAGUUGUAUCUUGUGGUACCACAUGAGCUGCAUUUUCAUAUGGUUCAUCACCUACUUCAAGAGCAUAUUGAUCGUGAAGUCGAUUAUAAGGUGAUUGUUUUCUGCACAACUGCCAUGGUGACUGAAUUUAUGUAUAUCAUGCUUCGAGAUUUGAAGUUAAAUGUCAGAGAAAUUCAUUCAAGAAAACCUCAGCUUUAUAGAACUCGCAUAUCUGAAGAGUUCCGAGACUCUAAUCGCUUAAUUCUUGUAACGUCAGACGUUUCCACUCGUGGAGUGAAUUAUCCAGAUGUCACCUUAGUGAUUCAGGUUGGUGUUCCUCCAGAUAGAGAGCAUUAUAUCCAUCGGCUUGGAAGGACCGGGAAAGAAGGUAAAUGUGGCAGAGGAAUUCUUUUGCUUGCCCCUUGGGAAGAGUAUUUCUUGAAUGAAAUAAGUGACCUCCCAAUAGAGAAGUAUCAAGCACCAGAAAUUCAGCAGGAAAUGAAACAGAAGGUUGAUGAUUCGAUAAAAAUCGUUGAUAUGAGCAUCAAAGAAGCAGCGUACCAUGCAUGGCUUGGUUAUUACAAUUCAAUGGCCGACAUAGGUAGAGAUAAAACCAUGCUUGCUGACCUAGCAAACCGAUUUGGUGUUUCAAUUGGUUUGCAGAAACCUCCAGCGAUAUAUAGGAAAACCGCCCUUAAAAUGGGGCUAAAGGAUGUCCCUGGGAUUCGAAUUAGGAAAUAACUGGCCAAAUGUUCCUCUGUUGAACGAGCAUUUCUUUCUGUAUUCCCCUAGGCCUUAUCCUAGUGUACAAAUUUAUUUUCAUGAAUGUGUAAUAUAUGUCAUUCUUUCAGCUGAAGUGACAUAUAUGUACACUGGUAGCGUUCCACGUUAAUUCGGUAAUACGGGCUUCAGUGCUAUUGCUUCGCAAAAAUGAGAAGCGUGUCGUUAACGUUCCAGUCAUGAGCCGUUAUGUUUAUGGUCUGGUGUUACCGUGAUGCAUGUAACAUUAAGAAAUGUA